Molecule: messenger RNA, 923 nt
Organism: Haliotis rubra (blacklip abalone)
Lineage: Eukaryota; Metazoa; Mollusca; Gastropoda; Lepetellida; Haliotidae
Exons: 3
Coding region: 42-521 (159 amino acids)
Source: RefSeq, a predicted model, not a curated record
CGUCGCUCUCUCAGUUGCCUCAGUGGUCUUACACAGGGAGGAUGAAGGAACGGAACAACUGUUGUUUAUUUUGUCGGCUAUGUAGGAUGACUUUUCAGUGGCUAAUAUGCUGUAGCCAAGCAUGUCACCAGGUUCUGAAGGCGACUGAUGAGUUGGAAGAGGAGACUACAAGGAAGGACAUAACAGAUGAAAUGCCCUAUCGUGGUGACAAGUGUUCAAGAGAGGACGACUGGGCCAGUCAUCUGACAGAAAAACAACGGAUGGCUCCUGUGACGGAGAGAGUUGUGUUGCUGGUGUCGGAGUGCCUGGGUGAAGGUUGGGAGACGGUCGGACUCCGACUGGGACUGUCCUAUGCUUGUGUACAGAGGUGUAAGCUGCCUCACUGUAUGCUGGAAAAGUGGAGGAUGAAGGAGAGUGGGAAGGCUACAGUGGACGUGCUGGUGAAUGUCCUCCAGGAGAGUGUGUAUACCUGUACAGUGGACAUGUUUGCUGUAGUCAAAUGUUUUCAACACACUACUUAAUAUUCACAACGUUUAUCACCGGUAGGCGCUGCAAACAUGAGGACCACAUUUGUUCAAGACCAUUGACUGUGUCGCAUCUGGAUGUAUGAAGAACAUAUACAAUGGAACUUAAUUACGUUAGAGAUUACUAUUACUGAUCAUCUCCUGUGUUAAGUUAUGUCUGAGUUAUGAAGUUACUAACCUGUUCCAAACUACCCGUUGCUGCUAUUUGUGUGUAUAUAUACAGAUUUUCACUUGGGUUGGUUUCAUUUCCAACAACUAAUUCAUUUAACGUUGGAACUAAUUUGGGUUCAGGGCAAAAGAUAUUGCAUCAGUGCAGUGACCAUUGCUGGUGAACAUUUGUUACUAUGAUUUGAUAUAUUUACGGAAACCUUCAUUCGAAUUAAAGACGUCUCUGAAUUG